UUUCACUUGAAGCAGGACUCAGUCUUACACUUUUUCUCUCUCUCUCUCCUACUAUUUUCGUUUGCCCCUCGACCUUCUUGGGCUUCUUCGACACGCGAUACACUUUCUGGUCUACCCUAAAAAUCGAUACCGUCCAAAUCUUGUCUUAAAAAAAAACGAAAUAAGUAAAUUGAAAUCUCUAUUUUGUCUCUUUCGUGUGCAAUACUUCUUCGUUUUAUCUUUUUGGAAAGAAUCGAUAAUCAUUCGAAAAUGGGUUGUGGUGCCAGUAAGCCAGCUGCGAGCAGCUCCGCUGGAGCUGAUGCUCCCGUCGCAACGCCGAGCGCAGCCGCGGCUGCUGCUGCGCCGGCUGCUGCGGCUCCUGCCGCUGCGCCAGCGGCACCAGCAGGGUCUCUGGAUCUGGCCAGGAUCUUUAAACAGUUCGACACCAACAAAGAUGGAAAAUUGGAUAAGAACGAACUGAAGCGAGGCCUCAAGUCUCUGGAGUACUACACAAUUGAUGACUGACUUUAUCUUUUUUGAAAGAAGCUAAUUUUAUGCAAAUCCUAGGACGCCUGCGGAGGAUCGAUGCUGUAGCAUAGACAGUCUUCGUUCGUAGGUCGUCGUAUGUAGAAACAAUGCAAGCGAGGUUCUUGCGUGGCGUGAGCGUGUUGCAUGAAUGAUAGUUCUCGAUAACAAACUUGAUUCUUCGAUGAAAUGCCUUUUUCAUCAGGUCGUGUACUUACUCAACAAAUUGAAAAUUCGUAAAAAUAGGUUGAACGAUUUGGACAUCAACGAAGUGAUGCGAACCAUGGGUGACGGCAAGGUGAUCGCGCAGGACGAAUGGGAAUCAAAGAUGAUGCCGCAGAUUCAAGAAGCCUGCGCCAAAUUUGUUGAUGCGGAUGGUCACUAAUCUCUAACACCACACUUUCUUGAUUAAAGCAAGUAUCUGAUCGUGGCACAUAUCUUGCGCAUAAUAUUUGUGCUUCUUGCAUCUGAAGACUCGGUUCGACAUAACACAGGUAAGAAAAUAGAAAGACAGCAUCAAAAAUCCAAAACAAUUUACUAUCAGUGAAGCAAAAUGACAACUGUAUUUUUGAACUGAAAAAUGAUUUCUAUUCGUAGAUUUGUGGCCGAAUGUGCGGUCUUAUGCGCCCCCAGUAUGUAACUUGGAUGAUUUUUAUAUAGGUUAAUUAAUUGUUUGAAAGGUUGGGGGCAUAUAGUCCUAACGCAAAAAAAAAAACUCUACGGAUGCUACGGACAGCACUAUCAGAGACGCACACGUGACAAUGUGAAAUGAUUUCUUUCGAACCUUCUACUUGUACAGGUGUGAUCUCGACGUUCCGUCCGGUGUUGAAUAUUGCUAAAGUUUUCCAGCAGUUCGAUUCGGAUUCCAGUGGUAAGCUUUCAAUGGAUGAAAUGAAGGCAGCUUUUGGCGCGUUGAAUCUUGGGGACGACGUGAUGCAAGAGAUCUUCUCGAAAAUGGACACCGACGUGGACGGCGAAGUGGACCUCAAUGAGUGGCGAAAGAACCUGGACACCAAGAUGUACCAGCGCAUACAUGCUGCUCUGGAUGGAAAGGUUAAGGCUAGAAAAAUUGUCAAUCAUCGACCUGUAGAAGUUCCGAAUCAUUUCCUGAAUGCUGGCAAGAAAAUGAAAUGAGGUCUUGCUUGAAAAAUUGUGAGAAUGAAAGAUUCGUGUCAAUCGGACGACCGCACUAGUCACAGGUGUUUUAGGAUGAUGAGAAACUACUUUUUCCCUCUUCUAAAAUUGGCCUGGUUGAGGGUCUCAGCGCCGACCACAUGGCGAAUGCUGCAAGUGGUAAGAAGGGAAAAAAGAACAAGAAGGCAGAUAAAGAGGAAGAAGCUCCAGCUGCGAAAGAGGCUCCAGCUGCGGAAGAAGCUCCAGCCGCGGAAGAAGCUGCAGCUCCAGAAGCGGCGCCAGCACCUCCAGAAGAACCGGCUGCCGAGGAAGCGCCAGCUGAAGAGUAAGUUGUCCGUCAUAUAAGGUCAGCAUGGACUCUGCAUAUGACAACACGCAUCAAAGAAAAUGCGUAAGAAUUUAUCUUUUACAAGACUUGAGAUGGUAUGUCAUAUGUGAUAAGUAGCUAAACGCUUAAAUUCGUAGAAAAGUGAAAAAUGGCAUGCACAUUAAUUAGUAAUUCGAGAAGCGUGCCGCGCUUGUUUGUCACAUAUGCAAUUGUACUGUAAAGGGGUGAGUAGAGGUUGAGUCAGAAGUUGCUGACUACUACGUGCAGCCAUGUGAUUUUCCGCAUUGUUUGCUGCUAUGGACGAUCUUUCUUAUUUUUUUCUGUCGAAGAUUACUUAGUUGGUGAUUCAUUGCUCAUCAGUACUGACCAUUUCUUUCUUGUUUUGACGAUAGAAUGAUAACCACUUAGUAGUUUAGAUGCUAUGAGUUUCAAUUUCUGGCUUACCAUCUAGUUCAGUGAACAUGGUUGUCGCUGGUGAUGAUAUAUUGAGUCAAACAUUGUUCACGGUGUAGACUUGGUUCAGAAGUGAUUCCACAAGAGCACGGUAAGAGUUUUCGUUUUUCAUAGUAUUUGCAUGUACUUAGAUGUACGUAGAUGGAAUUAACAGAAAGAAGAUGUAUAGUCAUACGGCUUGUCACAACGAUCGAAAUAUAAACUAAUUGCUCAGG
Messenger RNA from Amoebophrya sp. A25, 2634 nucleotides. The record is from the annotation of a GenBank genome assembly. NCBI's taxonomy places the organism in Eukaryota, Dinophyceae, Syndiniales, Amoebophryaceae.